UUAAAGGCUUGUGUUGCACAUUUUUUCCUUUGGAUCACCUAGCAGGUAGUCAGGUUUCAUAUGGACAAAAAGGAUGAACUCAAUGGAUGCGUGUCUUUUUUCAACCCAAACUAUAAUGCUACUAACUUGUAAUUUCUUUGAAAAACUGGGAAAUACUGGGACUCGGGAGGGUGAUUUCUGAGGCUGAACUGGGCUUAGCAUUUGUCAUGGUCCUGGUGUACAAAGUACAGGGAUAUCCUAAGUAAUAGUACAUUUGUAAAAACACCACCUAUAAUGCCCCCGUGGAGCACUUAUUCAGUUUCAUAUUUACAUCCUAUCAGGAACGGCUAAGCAGGAGUGCUAUAUGUGAUAAGGUUGUUUUUUUUGUUUUUUGUAAACUAGGCAUUUUCAAGAAAAGGGAAAUGGAACAACCGUGUUAAGUUGAAAUCAAUCUACAACACAAUUAUUAAUCCUGUAAGAAUGCACUCUGACUUAAAUCCGCCAUUCUGCUCAUUCAUAUUUUUUGAGACCGGGAUUAUGUUAUUACCUUUGGCCCCAUUCAUUCAGACCUGAAGCUUUAUGAUUAUUCAUAACGUGAAUCCCAGUUAAGAGCAUAAGGAUGGUUUCAGUGCUAAUCAGUCAUCAGCUGCCCCACAAACGGUAGAUUUUCAGCAUGUGCCGUCAUGUCUGCAAGUUUGGCUCCCAGCAAGACACAUGGGAUCUGCCUCUGUAAUGACCAAUCCCCCCACUCCUCACUUCAGGACUGUCUGAGGUAUAGUGCUGCCUGCUAUUACUCCUUCUUCUCCAUCAACCCGCUCUGUUUCUUUUAUUCUUUUCACCCUUCUCCUGCCAACAUUUAUUUGCACUGUCCCUCCCUUGUCAUUGUUUAUCAGCCGUUUGCUUUUAACACACUCACAUCUCUUCUACUACUUCCCCGCCUCUCUCAAAACCACAGCCUACGGCAGUAUCCUUCCUUAUUUAUUAAACUUUCCACACCCUCCUCUAUAUCCUGUGCAGGUAUACUGUGUAUACAACUCUGAAGCUGGGACAUGCCCCAGUGCUGGGAAGGACUCGGUCAACCUGAGCACUUUGGAUGCUGAGCCACACACCCGGAGCCCAUUCUGCAGUCUGUACAGGUUUGUAGGGUAAAAUGCUUUCCCCAUGGGUCGCCUUCUUGGAAUUGAGCAUUUUUAUUCUCCUUUCUUUUGCCUACAAACUUCCAGCUCAAGACAAUGGACAUUUGGCUUUGCAGAAAGAUGAAACCUUGCAAGACCCGGCCACGGGGGCAUAUGAGGGCAAAAUGGAAUUACAGUAUUCUAGAUUAUUCCGUAAGAAAAGGGAAAAUGCUAAUAAUUCUGUAGAUGCUGGGCUGGAGAAUAGCAGUGCACCAAUUUCAUGGACAUCUGAGCCUAUGAUCGUGACCAUCAAACCAACUUCAUUAUUAGAGGAAUCCACUGACGCUUCCAUGCUGGUGACCCACUCAGAAUCAAGCCUAGAUUUAAGUGAAACUAAUAGCAUUUCACCUGAACAAGAAACAACUCAGACAACACUCAUCCACAAGUCUACAGGUUCUCCAGAUAGUAUUUCAUUCCUAAAUUCUACAGAGUCUCCAGAAGUAAAUUUUAGCACCACUGAAGACAUUGAGGAAACCACUAACUCUGAUCACAUCCACACAGAAACCAUUCAUUCCACUACCCAGUCAAAGAACGACACAGGCCAUGCGAAUGAAGAUAAUACAUUAAGUCCACCUUUGCAGUUUUCAAAAAAAUCACAAUUUGAAUCCAUAGUGACAUCAACUCCUCAUCCUAGAGACUCCGAGGAUACCACCAAACCUAAAACAGAUGAUUCCAUUUCAUCUUCCAAACCUAUGGUUGUGACAUUCAUAACAACUUCCGCAGAGCACUCACCUCCUGUACAUUCCCUCAUGAGGCAAUGCAUGUUGGCUAUCUUGAUUCUGGCUGUUAUAUGCACAAUUUUUAUUAUAUCUACUAUUGCGCUUGCUGCUAAACUUUCCAGAGUUAAAAGCCGCUACAAGAUGCGCCAGUCAAACUUUACAGAGAUGACCUGUAUCACUUCUCUGCUACCAGAAAGUGACCAACAAAGUAAAGUGAAGCCAAAAAAGUUGAAGACAUUUGCUACCAAUGUAGAGGAGAGUGAUGGAGAUAAUACAACGCUCAACAGCUUCCUGCCUGACCACUAGGACAAUAUUCUUUGGACUUUACUAAGGUCUGAAUUAAGUCUGAAGCAAGUCAUCAAGUCUUAAAUAUGAAUUCUCCUUGCUCUUUUGUCUUACAGAAUGUCUAAGCAUGACCUUUUCUUAUUCUUCCUUUCUUGUCAAAUGUCAAAACAUGAGCUUUGAAAGAUAGUGGAAUACCCAGGCUGGUCAUUAUUGGAUAGACAGAUGAACAGUCAGUAUGAACUAAACUGCCAACUGUGUUGAGAGAUGACAGGUGGAAUAGUUGAGGUUGCAUUCCAUUUUUUUUGUGCGGGUGUGUAUCCAUACAUGUAUGCACACAGGUUAGGGCCUGUGUUCAAAAGCUGGCAGUUAAGAUACUGUCUUUUUUCUAUUGUAAAAACGAAAGCUAUGUAAUAGGUUUACCCAUGCUUGAACAACAAAGUAUAAGAUAUAGAGACUCAAUUGUGACCACAGCUACAGUUGCACACAUAUUGAUGAAGUUAUUGUAGGAUUUGACACCAUUCAUUAAAGGUACUUUGGUCCAAAGCCGCUCAUUGCACUUCUGUGUUUUGCUCAGUGCCGCUGCACCCAUUGUGCUCUAUCUGUCCUGCCUCAUGUUGCAAAUAAUGCACAGGUGCACCAACUGAUGCUGAGGAAUGGUGGCAGUAGCUCCAGGGUUACCAUAGUGGCCAGCAGCAUUAUAAGUGCAGUUGACACAUCAGAAACAAUUGUGUCAAGUACAUCUCCCACUCUUGAAUGCAGUUACACUGGAAUUAUAGGAAAUGCUGCAUGUUGGGCAAAAAACAUGGCAAUGUUUGUCUGAAACUCAACUUUGCUACAGUGUUUCCACAGUGCUCAGCAUUCCUUAGUCCAUCUCAGAGCGGACACCAUUUUAUUCUGAUUUUCAUCUAAUGCAUCCAGUGUGAGCGCAGCUGUUCUAUUUUUGAUACAAUUGUAUCACACUGCUAAUAUGCUGGAAUUUUGGGAAAAAACACUGUAUUGUGGAUAAAAAAACAUAACAAUUGUGUCUAAGUUUACUUAUACAGAGUACAAGCCAGGCAAGAUUUAAAUUUAAAUUUAUAUAUAUAUAUAUAUAUAUAUAUAUAUAUAUAUAUAUAUAUAUAUAUAUAUAUAUAUAUAUAUAUAUAUAUAUAUAUUUUAAAACAUUUUCUAAAGUACAUUCAGGUCUGAAAAUGAACGUUACAUUCAGCCUUUAAGAUCUAUAAUGAUUGUUCAUGGGUACAUUUAUACUACAUUUAGCAGAUUAUUUGAAAAUUCAGGGACACUUCUAAUAAAUGCAAACUGCAGGGCUGCACUUCUUGCAUUAGGUUGGACUGUGACCCUGAAUUGUUCACCUAGAUUUAUACAAAUGAGGAAACUGUGUUCUACAAUGCAGCAAUUCUGGUACAUUUAUCAAGGAGGUGAAAGGAAAAACAGCAUAAGAUUUCAUUGUAUCAAAUUUCAAUUAGUUAUUUAGAGCUGACUAAAUCAGAAAUAAGUCAGGGAGAGAAACGGAAGCGAGUGAGAAGGGCUGAUGAGAGCCAGGCCACAGGGCAGAGAUGUUUUGAUACUUGAGUUUGCACUAUAAGGAAAUGUUUGCAGUUUCAGAUUGCUCCACCCAUAUGAUUAUUCUUUUGACUGAUAACUGAUGUAUACACUUUUAUAUCUGGAGCAUACACUUGAAAAUAAUGUUUGUUUUUUUAAAUAUUUGUUUUAAAUAUUCUGUUAGUUUCUACUUCUGUCUCAAUAAAAAUGAUUAGACAUGA
Xenopus laevis (African clawed frog) is the source of this 3921-nucleotide messenger RNA. RefSeq names its product P-selectin glycoprotein ligand 1 (gene selplg.S). NCBI's taxonomy places the organism in Eukaryota, Metazoa, Chordata, Amphibia, Anura, Pipidae. The coding region runs from base 1130 to 2179 and encodes 349 amino acids. The record is from RefSeq and is a predicted model, not a curated record. The transcript has 2 exons.